UCUGUUGACGGCUCCGCGUGUGGUUACCGGAGCAGCGCGUGAAGCGGGGUUGUGCUUCUUUUCCGCAGCCGCUGUCGGCCAGGUGGUGCGUCUCCCGGCGCGAGCGUCCUAAGUUUGCGCCAUGGAGGUGGUGGAGGCCGCCGCCGCUCAGCUGCAGACACUGAAAUUCGGUGGCGCCGGCGUCGGAAUUGGCCAAGAUCUGGCCGCGCCGGCUCCGGACCCCGCUCCGGUCGCAGCGCCGCCGGCGGACGAGGGGCCCCCGGAGUCUGCGGCCGAACCGUCGCCUCAGCUCCUGCCGCUGUCGCUCCCGGGGCCGCCUCCGGAAGGGAGCGGCCUGGAGACGUCGGACUCGGACUCCGACUCAGAUUCGGACUCGGACAGUGAAACAGAUACUGAUAGUUCAAGCUCCUCCUCUUCCUCAUCAUCAUCCUCGUCGUCUUCCUCUCAUAUGUCCCUUCCUCCAGUUCUGUCAGAUGGAGAAGAUGACUUACUAGUUGAGAAGGAAAAUAAGAAUUUUCCUCUUAAAACAAAAGAUGAGUUACUUCUUAAUGAACUACCUUCUGUUGAAGAACUCACUAUUGUUCUGCCUGAAGAUAUUGAAUUAAAGCCUCUUGGGAUGGUUUCAAGUAUUAUUGAACAAUUAGUAAUAAUUGAAUCUAUGACUAAUGUACCUCCAGUUAAUGAGGAGACUGUAAUUUUUAAAACUGAUCGACAGGCAGCAGGAAAGAUAUUUGAGAUAUUUGGACCUGUUGCACAUCCAUUUUAUGUAUUACGGUUUAAUUCUUCAGAGCAUAUUGAAAAUAAAGGUAUUAAGAUAAAAGACACUAUGUAUUUUGCUCCAUCAAUGAAAGACUUCACCCAGUAUAUAUUCACAGAGAAGCUUAAACAGGAUAGGGGAUCAGAUGCAUCAUGGAAGAAUGAUCAAGAACCACCACCAGAGGCCUUGGAUUUCAGUGAUGAUGAAAAAGAAAAAGAAGCCAAACAGAAGAAAAAAUCUCAGAUUCAAGGUCGGAAAAAAUUCAGAUCUGAAUUUAAUGAACCUGGUGAAGAUUUUGCAGAAGUACAUCACAAUUGGAAUGUUCAUAGCUCUGCUUCAGAGCAUUCCAAAGGAUAUCAUAACAGAGAAUUCACAAGAGGAUUUUCUCAGGCAAGUGAAAGGUACAGAGAAGAAGAGCGUUAUGUCUUGGCAGAAGUCAUGUGUAUAAUUAAAAUUAAUAUUUAUUUAUUUUGCAUUGAUAGGCUUUCCAUUAUCUGUGCAGAUUUCCAUUAUUCAUCCAUGAUCCAGUAAACCUUACUGUUUAACUGCUUAAAGAGACACAGAGUGUUAACAGUAGAAUGCAUUAUUCAUUCACAGUAAUGUGCAUUUACCAACAGCAAGCAGACUUGUGUGUCCAUAUCGAUUUCCCAGAUUCUUGGAUGCCUUGCACAGAUUAAAUGCUUAAUAAAAAAAAAUUUAUUAAA
Odocoileus virginianus texanus is the source of this 1461-nucleotide messenger RNA. The record is from RefSeq and is a predicted model, not a curated record. NCBI's taxonomy places the organism in Eukaryota, Metazoa, Chordata, Mammalia, Artiodactyla, Cervidae.